Messenger RNA from Striga asiatica, 645 nucleotides. Lineage: Eukaryota; Viridiplantae; Streptophyta; Magnoliopsida; Lamiales; Orobanchaceae. The record is from the annotation of a GenBank genome assembly.
AUGGCUUCUUUUGGGUCCAUCAAGCGAACAAUUUUCGACAAACAAUCAAGAAAACAGCAGUAUCAGGAUCAUAUACGAGGGCUCAAUGCCUACGAACGCCACAAGAAAUUCGUGGAUGAUUACGUUGGUUACUAUGGGAAACAGAAGUCCACUGAAGGAACAUUGCCUGUUAAAACCGAUCAAGACACCCUUAGAGAAGGAUACAGGCAGAGUCCAUUUCUAACUCUAUUUGAUUUUAUACAUUUAGUUUCCAUAAGGUUCAUAAGGACAGAAGAAGAUGACAUGAAUCCUUCUUGGGAGCAAAGGCUGGUGAAGCGCUACUACGACAAGCUCUUUAAGGAGUACUGCAUAGCCGAUAUGUCUCAGUACAAGACCGGCAAGAUUGGUCUAAGAUGGAGGACAGAGAAGGAAGUGAACUUUUCCUAUUUUGAAGCUGGAGAAAACAAGCAGGCCUUGGUGAAAUUAGUAGCUUGUGAGAGAUGCGCAAAGAAGCUCUACUAUAAGAAACGGAAAGAGGAGGAACAACUGAAACUAAAGGAAAAUGACAAACGCCAGAAGAAAAGGGACCGCUCUGAAAAUGAUGAGGAUACAGGUAGUGACUAUGGCAGAAGCAAAGAGAGGAACAAAGAAUUAAACCAGGAUUAA